AUGGAUAGAAAAUCUGCUAGAAUAAAAGCAGAGUUACAAAGAUAUGGUUGGAGAGUUUCGAAGAAUUUUAAAUAUAGGAAGGGAAGACCCAUAAAAGUCUAUGACAAAUUGUCUGGUCUUCGCUACGAAAUGGAUUUGGAAACAGCACGUGCAAAUUAUCCAAACAGACUAGAGAGGUUAGAAGAAGAACGUCUUAUGGACAUGCCUUUCGAUGUUAGUGAACCUCAAGUUGAAGGACACGACGGCUUUGCCAGAUUCUACUGGAAACAUGACGAACAAUUGCAUCCUUUGAGAAGGAAAAAAGGAAAAGGUGAAGACGCACAUGCUCCCAUGGAAAGAACAAGAUAUGCAUAUGAAAAGUAUCGUGAAGUUAGAAGUCAAAUUACAUCCGGUCGAACCUUUACAGUAAACUUUGACGAAGGAAAGAACAAAGAAGGCUUCAUGGGUGUACUUGCUGCAAUUCAAGACGGAAAUAAGAAAGGACACAAUCUCAGAUUGACCAUAACAGAUUUGGAUGGUCACAUUUACUAUGCACAUGGCAAUGAACAAACAGCCGCAAAACUUCUUGACGCUUUCAAGACUACAAAGAGAGAACAAAUGGUUGACUCCAACUCAGACAUUUUGAAUGCAAUUGAAGGAAUUGCAAGUGUCAAGUUCGAAUGGUACCAACCUAACCCUCAAGCAGUCAGACAACAUGCAGGAUACUUCCCGUUCAUAAAUAAGUCUGACAUUGACUUGACAAGGUAUGGGAUUUACAAUUCAAUUGAAACAAUUGUCAACGAACCUUGCAUUCUUACAUGUCUCAGGAACUCUGGUCUUGUUACAGAUGAGAAGAUGAAGUAUCUUGAGUCAU
Messenger RNA from Trichomonas vaginalis G3, 853 nucleotides. RefSeq lists its product as uncharacterized. NCBI's taxonomy places the organism in Eukaryota, Parabasalia, Trichomonadida, Trichomonadidae. The transcript has a single exon. The record is from RefSeq and is a predicted model, not a curated record. The annotation marks the transcript as partial.